AUGUCAUCAACGUCAUGUGGUUCACUGGAUUCUUCGUGUUGGCCGACAGCUGAUGAGAUGAUCAGUGCUGAAGACGACAGUGAAAAUUGGACCGUGGAAGAGCUUAAUCUGGAUGGAUCUCCCAGUAUGAACAGCAGUAGACUGAUUCCAGAAGACGCUUACGUAUUGCCAUUCAUCACGGUUGAGAGAAAAGGAGAAAAGUUGCAGUUCGCCGCUAAAAAACCUCGUAAAACUUCUAUGUGCUCAACCUCUUCUUCCGUGUCGUUUGCAGCAACGACCGGAGUGACCGUAGAAAACGCAUCCACUCCUGCCGAAAAAAUGUCUCCUGAAAUUCUCAAUAAUGCUCAGGACCACUCGACUACUUCGUCUAACUGUGAACAGAUGCCUACUCUGUCUCCAGUUAACCAAAUGGCUGAAGCUAUGGAGCCUCCACCUAAAAAGAGCAGAAUUGUCGAAUCGGAGGCGGUAUCAUCGACUAUACGAAUAACGCAUAAUGUACAGGAUGUACCGACUAAAAGCGUUCUGACUGAAAGGACUGUGGCCGCCGGGUCUGGUUCCGUGAAAGACACAAGUUUACUCUCGUUGACAAUACUAUUUAGCGAUUCUAAUUCCACAACGUCAACUGAUCUUCUGGAAGAACCUGAGCUAUGUGAAGUAGCCUCUAGUUCGCGGUCACGAUCGCCAUCAGUGGUAUACGAUAGUGUAGGGGAAGAGGAACAAUUCGAAGUAACACCUCGUAUCACUCGGAGCAGAGCUGCAGCGAUUGAUUCAUCGAGAAGUGAAGCUUCGGAUUAUCAUGCGGUCGUCAGCCAACUCCUGGUUCAACAAAGGCCAGAAACACCAACCACACCGACAGGAUGUUUUCAACGUCCAGUUCGAAUUCGUAGGAUGCGCCUAAGUUCUCGAAGUAGAAAUUCAUCAGAGAAUGAAAGCGGAGUGAACAAAGGAAGUCCCGCAAAGUAUGCUCCUUCAAAGAGUGCUCCAAUGAAUCGCCUAGACUCAGAGAAAUCUCCCUCAAUUGACAGUACCCUACCACUUCCUAAGGUCGUUCCUUCUGUCAAGGGAAAUGUUUCAAAAAAAGAUUCCAACACGCUUUCAAAGAAAACUCGUGUGGGACCUAAUUCUGCCAGUAUUACCCACUUUCAGCAACCUCCACUGAGUCAAGUUUUUGGGAGUCCGGUCCGCAGAAAAAUAGAUGUAGAUGAAUGGGUUCGCGAAGGGGAUGGCAAAUACACCAGGGAGGCUGUCGUGAUGUUUGAAAAAAUUCAAGAAGAGGAACAGAGAUUGAGACAGCAAAGACGGUCAGAGAAAGGUGGCAUUGAGUGGGUGAACCUGGGUGGACAAUACAAGAUUAGGACGUGGUUCAGUGGCAAUUAUCCUGCAGAAUAUUCUAAUUUGAAGACUAUUUAUGUUUGUGAUGGUUGCUUCUCGUACUUCAGUCAUGAACCAUCCCAGAUACGUCACAUGACGAAAUGUUUUUAUCGUUACGCUCCCCCAGGAGAUGAAAUAUAUCGUGAUAAGAAAAAGGACAUAUCUGUCUUUGAAGUGCGUGGAACAGGAGAUCCUAUGUACUGUUCCAAUCUUUGCCGCCUGACAAUGUUGUGGCUGGAAAAUAAAGUCAUCUUUAUGGACGUAGAACCGUUUGAUUUUUAUAUCCUGACGGAUUUCUUCAAGGGCAGGUUCAGACCACUCGGCUACUUCAGCAGGCAAAGGCAGUUCUUCACCCACAACCUUUCCUGCUUCUGUGUAUUUCCUUGUUAUCAGCGAAAUGGUUAUGGUACCUUCCUUGUGGAUCUCAGUUAUUUGCUGUCUCGUAUGAGCGGAUUGCCGGGUGGACCUGAGCGACCAUUUUCGAUCCAAGGAAGCCAAGUUUACAACAAGUACUGGUGCGAUAAAUUGCUUCAUCUUAUCUAUACCAAAAUGCUAAAGCUUGGCUGGGAGAAUAUGCGUCUGGAUAUUGGAGAACUUUCGAAAGAGACAGGAAUUCGAGAGGCGGAGGUUUUAGAAGCCUUAACCGGGCUGUGUAACUGCGAGAUGUCAAGGAACAACAGAUCACUCAAUGUGAGAAUCAGUGAAGAUGCUGUGACAGCAAUUGGAAAGUAUAUUGAUGAGAGGAAUCGGUCAAGAUUGUUGGCGAGGGAAGAGUUUCUGGAACGAACGUUCAAGGAGAGACUCAAACUCUAUUCCGCAGAGGCGAAUCUGUCCUAA
This is a messenger RNA of Haemonchus placei, 2208 nucleotides long. Lineage: Eukaryota; Metazoa; Nematoda; Chromadorea; Rhabditida; Trichostrongylidae. The record is from the annotation of a GenBank genome assembly.